ACGAACUGUUUCGCCAAACUUGCUGUUUUAACGUUGCAGUCAUUUUAUCUACAACAAACAGCGUCUCUGUUAUCGUUCCUUAUCGCUCAAGUCAUUAUAUACUGUUCCUUGCAGAUGAACAAUUCUAACGAAAGCGAAAUCCUUGAGUAUUUUGAAGGAUGGGACCAGGCUUUAAACUCUGAAAGUUUAAGUCUGCUUUCCCUACUGGAGUUCCGGAAGAAGAAGGAUAGUUUUACAUUUGACAAAUGCGUUGAACACAACAUCAUUAUCAAGUUCUUGGCAAAUCUUGCCAGCACAGCAGACAAAGAGUGGAGACAGGCAGCUUUCCUGCUAAAGAAUGAACUAAAGAGGUGGCAGGUGGUGAGGAUAAGGAAGAGGUCGGACAACUCGUCGAUGCAACCACCUAAGCAACCAGAUAACUCAUUUGGUUGGUACGUGAGAACUCCUCCGAAGCAAGUCCAACAGCAGGCUGUCAAGUCAUUUUGGCAAAAUGUCGAAUUAGAAAAAAUUGACAUGAACAUGCUUCUAAUGAAUAAAAAGAUGGAAGAAGCUAUGGUCAAGUUUGAUCUCGACCAAUCACUAACAGGAAACAAAGCCCAGGAAGUAUUGAAUAACUCAAAACUGGAGCAUCUCAAGAGGAAGAUGUCACCUCCACCACAAGCAAAAAGACGAAUUUUAGAUGACACAGAGAGUGACCAUGAGAAUAAUCGUGACAUAGGAGAUGGGACAUCUUUAGCAAGAUUCAAUCAUGAAGUCUCUAAUACACAAACAUGGUGUUUGCCAAAAAACAAUUCUCCACUGGGCCAACAGAUUAUUGCUUUAACCCAUGUAUAUCAUUUACUGACAAACAAGCGGGGGAAAAGAACACUUUAUAACGUUGUGCAAAUACCAAAGCCACCUCAAUUCAAUCCCAUAUACUCAGACAAUGAAGAAACUGAAGGCGAGGAUGAAGACGAUUACGGGGGUGGAGGCGAUUAUGACGGCGAGCACUAUGAUGAAAAUGUCUUAACUCGAUCCAAACUCGACGUCUGCAACACGAAAACAUGGCGGCUACCUUCCAACACGUUCGUUGACGAUAUUUUCAACCGAAAUGUAAGCAAGAAUGCUGAAACUAUGAAGCAUAAAGGAAAACCGACAGCCAUUCAAAAAGUCUUUCUUCGAUACGGAGCGUCAAGAAUAAUCGACCUUUCAGCGCAUAUGAGAGAAUGGUUCUCUAUUGAAGAAAGACAAUAUAUGAUAAAAGACCACGCAGCAAUCGUAGAGAUUAGGAAAUUGCCAUCAGAAGUAGAUGCGUUUAUCGCAAACGUCGAGAAUAUGGUGCAUCGUGGUGACAUAAAUCCCGCGUACAAACUUUCUGUCGAAAGUCAUGCAAAUUCGUCGCCCCACAGCUGUUUCAACAAAAUAACCAAAGUUUAUAGUGAGUUGACCAAAGAAGGUAAUGAUAUCCUAGAGUCCGGCGAACACGGACACACGGAAAUAGAUGUGAUAUUAAAAGCAUGUUCGUAUAUCAUAGAUGGACUUAACAAAGCUUGUGGCGUAUAUCAAAAGUGGGGAGAAUCGUCUUGCCCUCUCACCAAGUCAGCGAACUAUACCAAAGGUCGAAAGUGCGAUGUACGCAAUCUCAGUACGUCAGAAGUAGAUCUUGGCGAAUGGGAAUUUGCCGUUAAUGCAACGCCCACAAAGACAAUUACGGAUCGAUGCAGAUCAGCUAGGAUUAAUCAAACAAUCCUGAACGGAUUAAUGAAUUUGGUUGUUAAAAACGAACAUAUUGAAGUCAUGAAAGUGCCAUACAUGCAAUUUGCUGGUACCAGUGGCCAAAUGCUUGUGGAAGUUCGGAUUAAUGGAUUUUAUGUUGUGAUUCCUGGACCAAAGAUCGAAUUGCCUAAGAAGCUCUCACAAAUUGCAAAACUGAAGCCAGCAGUAAUGACCAUCAAGCAUAUCUUGGACAUGUAUGACGAAAUGAACAGAUUUCUUAAUGAUUUAGAAGUUGGGAAAUCUCAUGCUUUCGACGACAUUUUUAAAAUUAAUGAACCUAGUACAAACAAUUCUGCAUGCGAUCCAUGGUGGACACCAAAGAAUGCUCGUAAAACUCAAACAAAAUCUUAG
Molecule: messenger RNA, 2106 nt
Organism: Ambispora leptoticha
Lineage: Eukaryota; Fungi; Glomeromycota; Glomeromycetes; Archaeosporales; Ambisporaceae
Source: the annotation of a GenBank genome assembly